AUGUCGACGCUAACCCGGCUGCAUCAACGAUUGAUUGUCAAAAGGACAGAGCAAGAUGGCAUCACUCGCCCCGUGGACAUGCUGGACAAUUCCUCCAUCCGACCCACCCCAAUUAAAGACAGAACAUGGUCCCAACUCACCUAUAUCAUGUUCUGGUUUUCUGCAACCGCCAAUGUCAGCAAUCUCUACACGGCUUCCACGGGUAUGUCCAUGGGUCUGACCAUGUGGGAAGCGAUCGGCUGUUCCUUUGGCGGACAAAUCCUGGCCGGUGCCUUGAUGGCCCUGAAUGGUCGUGCUGGUGCCAUGUAUCGCAUUCCGUUCCCUGUGCUUUGUCGCUCCAGUUUCGGUACAUGGGGUGCCCUGUGGCCGACUUUUAACCGUGCGGCUAUGUCGAUUGUCUGGAAUGGUGUCAAUUCCGUUCAAGGCGCGCAGUGUCUAUAUGUCUUCCUGCAUGCCAUUUUCCCUUCAAUUGAGAACAUCCCAGAUAAAAUGGGUUCUAAGUCGGCUUUGACCUCUGCGCAGAUGAUGUGCUUUUUUAUCUACUGGCUCGUCAACUGUGCAUUUUUAAUUGUACCCGUUCCAAAGAUGAAAUCCCUGGUCUAUGCCAAGGUUGCCGUCUACUUCUGUGCGGCAUUUGCUAUGCUUGGAUGGACCGUAUCUCUGGCCGGUGGCUCCCUAAAGUCACUUAAUGCGCCCUCAAAAAUCCAAGGCACCGAAAAGAGCUUCUUAAUCUUCAAGUUCUUAUUCCUCGGGCUUGCUAGCUGUGGAACUUUCAUCUCCAACGCGUCUGAUCUCCAGCGAUAUACUACAAAGCCUAAUGAUGUUCUCAUUGGUCAGAUCGUCAGCUUCCCACUAUCGAACUUCCUAGUUGCUAUUCUGGGAAAUCUGAUUGCUUCAUCCAGCAAGGAGAUCUUUGGAGAGCUUAUCUGGAACCCCUUGGCCUUCCUCGACAAGUUGAUGGAGGGAGAGCGUUAUACCCAUGGCAACCGUGCCGCCUGCGCCUUUAUUUCCCUGGCAUUCGUCUACUCGACAGUCUUCUCGGCCAUCUUCGAGAACUCCAUCCCCGCUGGCAACGACAUCGCAGCCCUACUACCAAAAUACAUCACAAUCAAACGAGGCUUCUUCAUCUGCGCCGUCCUCUCCUACGCAAUCUGCCCCUGGUACCUCCUAGCAAGCGCCUCAAUCUUCAUAACCUUCCUAUCAUCCUACCAAAUCUUCCUCUCAGCAAUAACAGGAAUCCUAGUCUGCGACUACUACCUAGUUCGCCGCGGUUACCUCAACAUCCCAGCGCUGUACAUCUCAAAGCCAAGUCCAUACAGAUACUUCCACGGCUUCAACCCGCGCGCCUUCCUCGCCUAUGUCGUGGCUAUAGCGCCUAACUUCUACGGAUUCCUGCACCAAAUGGGCGUCAAGGCGCCCGUGGGCAUCCAGCGGUUCUAUUAUAUCGCCUAUCCCACGGGAUUGAUUAUUGCUUUUGGGGUUUACUAUUUGAGUUGCUUGGCUUCUGCUCCUCCUGGCAUGGAGAAGGGGAUUGGAUGGAUGGAGCCGAAGGAUUAUGUUGAGGACUCGGAUGUUUCUGGGGGUGAGGGAUAUAAUACUAUAGAUGCUGUUGGGAUCGCUGAGAAGGGAGCCGUGGCGGUUACUAAGGCUGAUGUUGGUGAGAAGGGAAGUUAUUAG
Messenger RNA from Penicillium canescens, 1677 nucleotides. Its product is annotated as nucleobase cation symporter-1 family protein. Gene Ontology annotation, cellular component: plasma membrane. Gene Ontology annotation, biological process: transmembrane transport; nucleobase transport. The transcript is spliced from 6 exons. The coding region runs from base 1 to 1677 and encodes 558 amino acids. The record is from RefSeq and is a predicted model, not a curated record. NCBI's taxonomy places the organism in Eukaryota, Fungi, Ascomycota, Eurotiomycetes, Eurotiales, Aspergillaceae. Gene Ontology annotation, molecular function: nucleobase transmembrane transporter activity.